AUGGAGGGUCAAAACAAUAAGGAAAUGUCAUUCGGAAAUCAGAAUGCCAAUGUAGUGGAUGUUCAUUUGCAAAAUGCAACAAUGAGUGGUUUGGAACCGUUUAGCGGUGAUUAUUUGGAUGCUGGGCGCGACAUGCCAUUGUUGCAUUCGACGCCCGUGAAUACAGAACAUUUAAUUACAAGCAAUACGUUAAUUACAGUAGACGUAACUAAUGGCACCUCGAGGCAAGAGAAUAUUUUAAAUGAGAGUAGUACGCGUAGUACGGACGCAGAUGCUGACAGGCAUAGGCCGGAAGUGAAUACGGAAGAUAUGCAAGCCUUAUUUCGAGCCUUAACAGAAUCCAUACAAAGAAGCAUGAAUGCAAUGAAAGCAGACAUAAAUUCAAAAAUGUCGUGUUUAGAGACUAAAAUGUCAAGUUUACAAACGAUACAAGCAGACAUGACUAAUAUGAAAGCAGACAUGACCACAGUAAAGUCCGAGAUCGAGAAGGUUAAUACAAACAUGACACACAUUUCAGACGAGGUAAAAAAUUUGCGCACUGAACUCAAUAGUCUGGACACGAAGUUCACACAGCAGAUUUCACAAACCUCCACGGAGGUGGAUAGGAAAAUUAAUGAACAAGUACAAAUUUCGGUUCACGAUAUGGGUGAGAAAUUAAAAGGCAUAAUGGGCGAAAAAUUUGAAACACUAACACACACGUACCAACAGGAGCUAUCCGGAAUUAGAGAAACCCAAGAGAAUUUACAGGCAAUGCAAAAGAAUACGCAGGUCAACUUAGACAAUUUACAAUCAGAAGUAGCGAAACUACAUUCUUUCUGUGACGACCUGCCAGAAAAUGUAGAAAAAAUCACAUUGGAGGUAGGAUUACUCAAGUUAGAACACAAGAGGAUCAACUCAGACAGCGUGCAGCUUUAUGAAUCGGUAAAAAGCAAUGCAAAGGACGAAAAUCCAGCGUUCGCAGAAAAAUGCGUACGUGAACAGCGUACCUAUGUGGAAGCUGUAAAGGAAGUAAUGGGGGACAAGGAAGAAGAGAUCUUAAAACGCAUAGGACAUGAUAUCAGACAGUUAGAACAACGGUUAAGAGACGAAAUAGUUAACAAACAGGGUACGGUAAUAUGA
Schistocerca serialis cubense is the source of this 1119-nucleotide messenger RNA. RefSeq lists its product as uncharacterized. Bases 1 to 1119 code for a protein of 372 amino acids. The record is from RefSeq and is a predicted model, not a curated record. NCBI's taxonomy places the organism in Eukaryota, Metazoa, Arthropoda, Insecta, Orthoptera, Acrididae. The transcript has a single exon.